AAAAUUUUUUUUAUCAUCAAAUAAAUGUUUGCCGUCCUUACAUUUAGCUAUGUGGUAGCCAUAAUGAUACCGAUCUGUCUAAUUUUAAUCUUACCAAAAAUCUUGAUUGAAUGUUCAAUUUGUUUUAUGUAUUAUGAUACAUAUAAUCAUUUAACACGACCACAUAAACGCCCAUCGUAUGUAAAAGCUGAUAAUGAAAGACGUCGUAUGUUACUAUUAUCGAAAAUGUUUUAUCGAAUUACAUCAACAACUAAAUUAUUAAGAACUAAUAAUAAUGAUAAUGAUGAAUAUCGAUUUAAAUGUUGGAUCAUGUCAUUGGAAAGAUUCUUGAAUGAAACCGUUGAAUCCUGGGAACAGGUUACAGAAUUUCACAUUAAUAUCAAAGAAUUGAAUGCUAAAUAUAAACAAGAAUUGAAAACGAUUCGACGUGAAUUGAAGAGAAUGCCAAAAUCAAAUCGUUCACAACAAGAAAUCACCAAUUUAAUUAAAUUUAUCGAUUUGGUUAGAACAUUUGAAUUUUGAUAAAAUUUUCAUCUCAUUUCAAAAAAAAAAAAAUACAAUAAAGAGAAUCAGAGCAAAUCAAAGGUAACAAACACCGGUUAAUAGUGGUUGAUUGAAUAAAAUGAAAAUAAUUUAAAAUAA
Dermatophagoides farinae (American house dust mite) is the source of this 642-nucleotide messenger RNA. RefSeq lists its product as uncharacterized. The record is from RefSeq and is a predicted model, not a curated record. NCBI's taxonomy places the organism in Eukaryota, Metazoa, Arthropoda, Arachnida, Sarcoptiformes, Pyroglyphidae.